AUGCUUCCUCCAAAAGGCACACGACUGGUCGCAAAAGCAUACGACCCUCUCUACUACAACGAUGACGAUGGGUACAUCAACCCAUUCCUUUGCAUGGACAGAUCCUACACUCAUGAGGCCAACGCAUAUAUCGCCCUCAACGAGUUUCAAGGUCAAGGGAUCCCGAGAUACUAUGGAUCCUACUCCUUGAGUUUAUCUGUCGAUUCAGUCCACACACGGACAGUUCGAAUGAUUCUGGUCGAGCAUAUUCAAGGAAUCACGAUGGCAGAUGCUGAACCGAGAAAAUACCCCCAGGCAGCUCGCCAAAGUAUUCUGAAGUCAAUUGUGGACCUCGAAAGCCGGAUCUACGAGAAGGACAUUUGGCUCAUCGAUCUCGAGCCGCGAAACGUCAUCAUAAGUUCACCAGAGAGCGACCAGCUCCGUGUUGUGUUCGUUGACUUUGGAGAUGCUCUUUUCAACCGCAGGCGAGAUGAUCCUAUUGCGUUAGAAUCGAACAAUUUUCUGGGACAAUACAUUUCACCCCUCCUUCGGUGGAAGGAAUCCAAAGCCAAAGAAUAUGCAUUUUUAGAAUGGAUUGAUUGGGACUGGGAUCCCUGGCUCAAUGCCGAGUUUGCCCAUACAGCUGCAAGCAUCACUCCCGAAAUGCGAGAACGAUGGUCCGAUGAUUAUUAA
Aspergillus viridinutans is the source of this 672-nucleotide messenger RNA. RefSeq lists its product as uncharacterized. Bases 1 to 672 code for a protein of 223 amino acids. Gene Ontology annotation, molecular function: ATP binding; protein kinase activity. NCBI's taxonomy places the organism in Eukaryota, Fungi, Ascomycota, Eurotiomycetes, Eurotiales, Aspergillaceae. The transcript has a single exon. The record is from RefSeq and is a predicted model, not a curated record. Gene Ontology annotation, biological process: protein phosphorylation.